AGAACUCUUUUGCAUAGCAUUUGUAGACAUGAAGUCCCUUUGUGCUAUCUUAGCUCUUUUCUCUCUUCUUUUGUUUGCCAAAACUAUAGAUUCAAGAAGAGAUGUCGGGAAAUACUGGAAAAAUGUCAUGAAAGAGCAACCUAUGCCACAGGCAAUUGAAGGCCUCCUUGUUGAUAUUUCUGAUUCAACAGCAAAAGAGAAAGCCAACUGCCACGAAAAAGUGAAAAAACCUUUUGUUGAGGUUGAGGUGGAGGUUGAGGAAUUUGAACCCAGACCCAGUACCACAUCCUACAAUGAUCAUGAAACUAAAGCGAAGCUCUCUUCCAAAGACAAUGCUGGUCCCAAAGCUAAGCAGUCAUUUGCAGCCAAAGAAGAUAAGCAGCCUUUUGAGGAAGAUUUUGAGCCAAGGCCAAAUCUUUCGGUUUACAAUGACUAAGAGGUUGAAUUAUUGCAAUCCUGCGGUGUUAUUGUAAAAUAUAAUAAGCUUGCCGGGCUUGUACAUAGCUUCUAAGCUUCUAUGUACUAAUAAAAAAAGCCAUUGGCUCUAAGAGAAAGUCUCUGUUUUAUGUAUGUUUCAUGUACGUAUAGCUAAGUCAUGAAUGUAAUUUUCAAUUCUAAGUUAAUAAAAGGAAUGCUUUGGCCACCAUGAAUGUGGUUUUGACAAUA
Prunus mume (Japanese apricot) is the source of this 666-nucleotide messenger RNA. RefSeq names its product organ-specific protein S2-like. The record is from RefSeq and is a predicted model, not a curated record. NCBI's taxonomy places the organism in Eukaryota, Viridiplantae, Streptophyta, Magnoliopsida, Rosales, Rosaceae.